Molecule: messenger RNA, 647 nt
Organism: Papaver somniferum (opium poppy)
Lineage: Eukaryota; Viridiplantae; Streptophyta; Magnoliopsida; Ranunculales; Papaveraceae
Exons: 3
Coding region: 162-647 (161 amino acids)
Source: RefSeq, a predicted model, not a curated record
UCCCUUGUCAACAUGCUGUAUGUGCAUUGAAACUGCUGAGGCCAAACUGGAAAGAUUAUUGUGCUCCUUACUAUUCUGUGGAGUAUUAUAGGACCACAUAUGCAAAUGCUGUCACACCCUUAGAAGACAUAACUGAAUGGUUAUGGGAAGAUAAGGAAACCAUGAACGUCAACGUAAACCCUCCUCCUUAUCAGAGAAAAACUGGAAGACCAGCAAAGAAGAGGAAGAGAAGUUAUGAUGAACCUGAAACUGUGGUGAAGAAAAGGAAGUGUGGAAAAUGUGGAUCUAUUGCUGGCCACAACAAGAGAACCUGUACUGGUGGUGAUGUUGGUAAAAACCAAACUGGAUUCAAGCCAAGCACUGAGUAUGAUGCUGCAAACUGCACCUUCACACAGAGAGAUCAGCCUGAAAGUAGCACUGCAAGGGGUAAAGCCAAGGUGAACAGAUCCAGAGGUACAUCAUUUUUUGUUGGUGAGUCAUCUGCAGGACCUAGCACUCAAGGAAGACCAGUAGCAGGACCUAACACUCAUGGAUCUACCCAAGAUAAUCAAAAUUUCAGUCAGAAUUUUGCUGGUAUUGGAUCUGUCAGUCAACAUCUUUCUGUCACAAAGGGAAAGCAAACCAAGGCUAAGAAGACUAGGAAGUAG